Molecule: messenger RNA, 1836 nt
Organism: Bipolaris zeicola 26-R-13
Lineage: Eukaryota; Fungi; Ascomycota; Dothideomycetes; Pleosporales; Pleosporaceae
Exons: 1
Coding region: 1-1836 (611 amino acids)
Cellular component (GO): spliceosomal complex
Source: RefSeq, a predicted model, not a curated record
AUGACGAGCAUUGACGAGCUUUUCAAAGGCGCAAACGGCUCUUCAAAGCGCAAGUUUGAGAACCCAAACGAAGCCGAUCCAACGCAAUCGUACAAAUCCGCGAAGCUAAACGGAAAUGGCGACGUAAAGGGCUCAGCGCAAGCCUCAGUAGCCGACGAAGAAGACGAUGACGAGGCUGGCCCUUCAUUACCACCGGAUUUCGACGACGGCCCAGGCGACGAUGACGAAGGUCGAUUCUUUGGCGACGGUUUGGACGAGAAUGCGCGAGAUGCCAUGGAAUACAUUGAUGCGCUAGAUGGCGGCGAGGCGAUAGGAGAGGAAAAGUACGAUGUUCCCUGGGUGCGCAAACUAGCGCUCAACUUUGAGAAGAAGGUCAACAAGAAUGCUUCGCUACGCGCAAAGUAUGAAUACGAUCCUACAAAGUUUAUGGAGUCGGAGGGCGAUUUGGAUGAAGGCAUAAAGGCGCUGAGCAUACUGUCAGAGCACCCGGAGCUAUACGAGGAAUUCGCAAAGAGCACAGCAGCGUCAAAGUUGGUGGAACUACUAGCGCAUGAGAACACAGACAUUGCAAUCGCUGCGAUUGAAAUGAUAUCGGAGCUCACAGACGAGGACGUGGGAGGAGAGCAGGAGCAAUGGGAUGCGCUUGUGGUGGCAUUCAUGGAGGCAGACUUGGUCAGCCUGCUCAUCUCCAACUUUUCGCGCUUCGACGAAACCGACGAGGCCGACGCAUCUGGCGUGUACAAUUCGCUCAGCGUAAUCGAGAAUCUACUGUCACAACCAGCAAAUACAGACUUGAUAGGGAAGGAAACCACGCUACUAAAGUGGCUACUCGACAGAAUCCAAAAGUCCGAGAAACCAACAUCACAAAACAAACAAUACGCCGCCGAGAUCCUUUCCAUCCUCACACAAUCUUCGCGACCGAACCGAAACCACGUCGCCGAAGCCAAUGGCGUCGAAAUCUUCCUCACAAAUCUUGCGCCAUACCGACGAGAUGACCCAGAAAGAGACAGCUACGAAGAAGAAUACAUGGAAAACCUCUUCAACUGCCUCUGCUCCAUCACCGAAGAGCCCCUUGGCAAAUCCAAGUUCCUCGAAGCCGAAGGCGUAGAACUCUGUCUCCUUUUCAUCCGCGACGGCAAAACAAGCAAAAGCCGCGCUCUAAAAGUCCUCGACCACGCCUGCGGUUACGCCUCAGAUCCCACACCAGACCCCUCCUCCAACAACAGCAAAGGCAAAGCCGCCACCCAAGACCAAGACACAGCGCCCUUAACCAACAGCGCAAUGGCCGUCUGCGACAAAGUCGUCGAAUCCCGCGGUCUCAAACCCUUAUUCUCAACUUUUAUGAAGUCCAAGAAACUAGAUCCCCAACAAACCGAACACAUCCUUUCGAUCUUCGCCUCCCUCUUGCGUUCGCUACCCGGAAACUCCGACUCGCGGUUCCGCCUCCUCGCCAAGUUCCUCGAGAAAGAUUACGAAAAGAUAACUAAACUCGUUUCCCUACGACGGGAUUACGUAGCCCGCCUUGCGGCAUUCGAUGCGCGGAGCGCUACGCUGAAGCAAGGGUUGAGCGGCGAGGAACUGGAGGAGUGGGAGUUGGAGAAUACAACGGAGAGGUUGGGCGAGGGCCUGUAUUGUUUGGAGCGGAUUGAUGCGAUUCUCGCGUGGUUGGUGGCUGAGGAUGCGGGAGCGAAGAAGGCGGUGCAGGAGAGGUUGGCGGAGAGGGAUGAGGGGUUGGCGGAUGUCAAGAGGACGUUGCAGGCGCAGUUGGAUGGGGUGUUGGCGGUGGAGAAGGCCGAGAGGGAUAUGUUGGAGGCGUUGGUUGGAUUCUUGGAGUAG